Eublepharis macularius is the source of this 3651-nucleotide messenger RNA. It is a transcript of the gene ECD, whose product is annotated as ecdysoneless cell cycle regulator. Bases 217 to 2130 code for a protein of 637 amino acids. Gene Ontology annotation, cellular component: nucleus. The record is from RefSeq and is a predicted model, not a curated record. The transcript has 15 exons. NCBI's taxonomy places the organism in Eukaryota, Metazoa, Chordata, Lepidosauria, Squamata, Eublepharidae.
GCGUCUGAGCCGGCGGGGGAAAGAAGCGCCGGUGAGAGGGGAGCCACGAGCGGCGCCUGAGGGAGUGGAGGGUCGGUGUUCCAUCGAUUAGCCAAAAUAUAAGUUCUCUCGAUCACUUUGUUAUGGCAAGAUCCAGCCUGAUGAAGAGUUUGGAGAACUCAAAAAGUUGUAUGCUGUUUGGAUGGUCUUAAUAAAAAGGGUCCUCUGUUAUACAGAAUGGAGAGGGAGUUAUGCCUUGCAACUGUGGAAGAUGCAGUCCGGUACCAGCUAUUUCUGUUAACACACAAACAAGAAGCAUCCGAGCAUCACCAAGAAAUUCUUCAGUCAUAUAUUGAAAAGAUACUAGCACAAUUUGCACCCAUCCUCGUUUCCUAUAUCUGGCAAAACCAGCCAUUUAAUCUCAAGUAUAAGCCCGCCAAAGGAGAUAUUCCUGCUCAUAUUGGUGGUCUCACAAAAUUUGGGGAUAACAUUGAAGAUGAAUGGUUCAUCGUAUACCUUAUAAAGGAAAUUACAAAAGAAUUUCCAGAGUUGGCAGCUAGGGUGGAUGAUAAUGAUGGUGAAUUCCUGCUGAUAGAAGCAGCUGACUACCUUCCAAAGUGGCUGAAUCCUGACAGUAGCAUCAAUCGGGUGUUCAUGCACUGUGGAGAAUUGUGCAUAAUUCCACCACUGAACGUUCCUGAAAAGGAGACUUUACUACCUGUUACCAGUCCUACAGUUCUUCAGGCACUGAAGUUACUAUCUACCCAUUCUGGGGACUUUGUAGCUGCAAAAUCUAUUAGAGCAGCAAUAGAUAAGCGCAUCCGUGGGUAUCCUGAGAAAACCCAAGCUUGCCUUCACCGAGCUCACUGUUACCUUCCAAUAGGCAUUGCAGCAGUGCUGAAGCAAAAUCCUGGGUUAGUGUCUGCGGCAGUCCAAGCUUUUUACCUGCGAGACCCCAUUGACUUAAAAGCAUGCCGCAUUUUCAAAACAUUUCUUCCUGAAACACGCACAAUGAUUUCAGUCACUUUUACAAAGUGCCUGUAUGCACAGCUGGUUCAGCAGUCUUUUGUACCAGACAAAAGAAGUGGGUACUCAUUGCCUCCUCCUUCGCAUCCUGACUACAAAGCGUAUGAUUUGGGCAUGAAGUUGGCUCAUGGGUUUGAAAUCCUGUGCUCCAAGUGUAGUUCAACAUUCCCUGAUUCCAGGAAAAGUGCGUUGAAUGAUCCAUUAUGGGACAACUUUCUGAGCAGCCUGAAGAAAAAUGAUUAUUUUAAGGGUGAGCUGGAAGGUUCUUCUCAAUAUCUGCAUAAAUUGCUUAUGGCAGAAAACUAUUUUCAGCAGACAGUAAUCAAUCCACAGUGUUCAGUUGUCAGAAGCCCAGGUGAAGAAAUUCUCUCAAUAUUAAAAGCAACCAAUUUGGAUGAUUUUGGAAAAGAUGCCUGCAGUCUUCCACCUGAGGAUGAUGAAGAUUGGUUGGAGAUCACUCCAGAUGGUCUGGAAAAGAUCCUUAAAGAGGCAAAAGGAACCAGUGAGUCUGCUUCUACUUCAAAGGAGGAGGAACAGAGCUACGACUUAUCCGAAGUGACCCAAAGCAUGAAGGCAUUCAUGUCUAAAGUCUCAACACACGAAGGAGCAGAAAUUCCAUGGACAUCUUCUGAAGCCCAUGUCACUUUUGAUGUUGACUCAUUCACAAAUGCUCUAGACAGAAUUUUAGGGUCAAGUUCAGAAGAAUUAGACUCAGAUGAUUUGGAGGAGGAAGAAGAGUUUGAAUUCCUUGAUAGUGAUGAAGCAUUUGAACUAAAAACUGAUAAUCAAGAGGAAACACAGGAUGAAGCAGUGGGAAGCCUCAAAUCAUAUAUGGAUGAAAUGGACAAUGAACUUGCAUCCACCAAUAUUGGGAAAAGCUUCACCACCCAGCAAAGAACGGUUGAUUCUGGCAACAUGUAUUCAUCUCAGGAUACUGAUAGCAAUUUGAAAGACGAUUUUGGUGCGGAAGCUGCUGACUUAACACCUGUAGAUAUAGAUCUCAACCUUGUGUCUAAUUUGCUGCAAUCAUAUAAUGCUCAAGUUGGACUAGCAGGACCUGCCUCCAAUAUUCUGCAGAGCAUGGGGGUACGUUUGCCUGAAAAUACAGACCACAAACCUCAUUAGGAGUUCAAGGAUGCAAUAAUCUGGAUUCCUUUUCAGGAUUAACAGCAGCACUGCAAGAAAUGAUUGUCUGUCCCUGUCGGUCGGUCUGUCUCUCUUUGAAUGAAUGUAUCAAACUGAGACUCCAGAGACUCAUUUUGCAAGCAGCUUAAAAUAUGAGUGAAAGUGUUCUUCAUUAACCUUCUGUUAACCCUUGUGCAAUCUCUUUUCUCAAAAAGUCUAUUAUUGCCAUAAUUGCAUUUGCAUAUUAAGUCAUCCUGAUUUCGUAUCAAGAUAAAGAAAAUUAACUCUCUGAAAUAUUUUUCCGUACAUGUUUUUAUCAUCAUUAGAAGAUAUGCAAACCUGUUUUCUUCAUGCCACUGGCUGUGAUCUGACCACUUUGUUCUGUUUGUGCCAGUAGCAUGUUUCUAUAGAGCCUAAGACCUUGUGCUGAUGUAAGACAUAACAUAAUAAAUAAUUUGUAACAUAAUAAAUAAUUUUAAAUAUUUGAAAUUCAAAAUUGGUAAGAUCAGAAACUAUUAAAGUGUUCCCUUUAACAUUUCUUUACAGUAUUAUAUAAUUAGGGGCCUAAGUUGAUGCAGGCAAAACUCUGCUUUAUUUUAGAUAUUAAUGAGGUCAGGCAGACAUUACUCCAGUUAGCCGUUCAUAUAUGAGCUUAAAAUAUUUUCAUGUUGUUUUCUCCAUCUUUGUCGGCUUCAUAGGCUAGAUAGGUACAGAAAUUUUUGCAAGGGCUGAAUUGGCCUAUCAGUCUUUGGACUUCCCGCUAGCAGGAAGCUGAGGCCUACUUUUAGCAAAGGGGGGGACACCAUGUGGUUUCCUGGCCAGCUAUUGCCAAAUCAAGUUUGUCUUUUGCUUUAAUGUCCUUUCCCUGUCUUAGUAUGCCAGUUUCCCACCUGUAAUAUUUAAUAUUAAUACUAAUUCUAUCAUUUGCCAAAGGAUGGUGGAAUUUGCCAGAGUGAAAUGUUACAAGUUUAAUGUGACAUAAAAAUGUGGCAAGUCAAACCAAACUGUUGCUUUCCAGAAGCCAUUUUUUGUUCAAAUAAUAAUUUUCCACAAGAUCUAAUAUUCUUCAGGAGAGAUUUUUGUUGAUUCACCUCUCCUGCUAUAGACUUCCUACUAGUCCCUUACACUGUCCCUAGGGGUCCACUUCCCCUCAGGACCAGCAUUGCAGGGCACAUUGGGGCGGGGGGGGGGGGAGAGAUGAGACAGUCCCAUUCUGCUGAUAAAUUCCUCCCAGCAGGGAGAUUUACUGCAGGUACUAAGGCACUGUUUUUAAUUUUAAGAGUGGUGCAUCUGAUGAAAAUGUCAUGAUAAAUGUUAAUUUGCUACCAUACUUCUUUCUGGUUUCUCCUCAUUUUGUAAGCAGACCAUGGUCGACCUCUCUCAUUUUACCACCUAAGUUUUUGUCACUUGAUCUGCUUUGGUUUAGCUUUUCACACAUCUCAGUGUUAAACUUAGUUGACUUGUGUGUAUGUGUGUAUAUAUAUUGAGCAUUGUGAUGUAUAUAAAAUGCCAUAAACUAAA